CGCCCGGUGGCAUCCCGGGUGGUGGCGGUUUUGGUGCCCGAAUCCGGGAGCGCAGAGUCGUUCCCAGGAGAGGCGGCCAGGCUAUGAUUGCCGGUCCCCGGCGUCCCGCUCCGGCCAGCCAGCGUCCCUGUCUCAGCCCGUGCCCGUGCCCGAGAGGUUUCCUCAGCCCGGCCCCGAGGCGCAGUUGGCGGCGGCGCCCCUGGCGCGCCCCCUCCUCCGAUGGCGGCGGAAAUCCAGCCCAAGCCGCUGACCCGCAAGCCGAUCCUGCUGCAGCGGGUCGAGGGGUCUCAAGAGGUGGUGAAUAUGGCCGUGAUCGUGCCCAAAGAGGAGGGCGUCAUCAGUGUCUCAGAGGACAGGACUGUUCGUGUUUGGUUAAAGAGAGACAGUGGGCAGUACUGGCCAAGCAUAUACCAUGCAAUGCCUUCUCCAUGUUCAUGCAUGUCUUUUAACCCGGAAACAAGAAGACUGUCCAUAGGUCUAGACAAUGGUACAAUCUCAGAGUUUAUUUUGUCAGAAGAUUAUAACAAGAUGACUCCUGUGAAAAACUAUCAAGCGCAUCAGAGCAGAGUGACAAUGAUCCUGUUUGUUCUGGAGCUGGAGUGGGUGCUGAGCACGGGACAAGACAAGCAGUUUGCCUGGCACUGCUCUGAGAGUGGGCAGCGCCUUGGAGGUUAUCGCACCAGUGCUGUGGCCUCAGGCCUGCAAUUUGAUGUUGAAACCCGGCAUGUGUUUAUUGGUGACCACUCAGGCCAAGUAACAAUCCUCAAACUGGAGCAAGAAAACUGCACCCUGGUCACAACAUUCAGAGGACACACAGGUGGGGUGACUGCUCUCUGUUGGGACCCAGUCCAGCGAGUGUUAUUCUCGGGCAGUUCAGAUCACUCUGUCAUCAUGUGGGACAUCGGUGGGAGAAAAGGAACAGCCAUUGAGCUCCAAGGACACAAUGACAAAGUCCAGGCUCUCUCCUAUGCACAGCACACACGACAGCUCAUCUCAUGUGGUGGUGACGGUGGGAUAGUCGUCUGGAACAUGGACGUGGAGAGGCAGGAGACACCUGAGUGGCUGGACAGUGAUUCCUGUCAAAAGUGUGAUCAGCCUUUCUUCUGGAACUUCAAGCAAAUGUGGGACAGUAAGAAAAUAGGCCUAAGACAGCACCAUUGCCGUAAGUGCGGGAAGGCUGUCUGCGGCAAGUGCAGCUCCAAGCGUUCCUCCAUCCCCCUGAUGGGCUUCGAGUUUGAAGUGAGAGUCUGUGACAGCUGCCAUGAAGCCAUCACAGAUGAAGAACGUGCUCCCACAGCUACCUUCCAUGACAGUAAACAUAACAUUGUGCACGUGCAUUUUGAUGCAACCAGGGGAUGGUUACUGACUUCUGGAACCGACAAAGUCAUUAAGUUGUGGGAUAUGACCCCAGUAGUGUCUUGAUGACUCUCCCAGGAAAUCAGAAAGAUAGUAUUUACUAAAGAAACGGUUGUUCUAAUCCACAUGGCUACUGAAGCAGCAAAACUCCGUGCGAGAAGUAAGAGAAGCUGAAGCCCCGAGGUGAAUCUGCACCCUACCUAUGCAGUCAGUGGGAACUAGCAAAAGGACACUUGCAGGGACUCUUCAACUUGUUCAUACGAUAUAAAAGAAGAUAUUUUUUUAACAAAUGGUUUAUACAGUCUGGCUGUGCUACAUUGUUUUGAGUAUAUUGAAAAAUCUGUGUGGGGUGUUUAAUUUUUCUAUUUUUCAACCCUCCGUUUUACUUAUUGCUUUGUGUGUUGGAGAAAUAAGGGAAGCGUCGACCUGUCCAGGGUGUGUUGGUCAUUCUAAAGUAGUUUUCACAUCUGCCUCACCCGGGCAUGUCGUGUGGUCAGCAUCUUCUCUUCUGUCUUCAUCUCCCUGCGACUUUGCCGCUUUUCUCCAGAGUAUUGUUAUUUAUGCUCUUCACUCCCAGUGUUGCUACUCGCAUGUCCUCCUCCGUGGAGAGAGCUGGAAAACCAUUUCUGUGGAUCCGCCAGCUGACUUCUUGACUCCCUGAGGGAGAUCCGUUUGUAUGGUCUGACCUGUUCAUGUUCUUACCGAGGAGGAAUGCCCUUGUGUUUCUGCCUUAGUCUUCUGUCUUUCCCCACUUAGAAAAUGCUGUGAGAAAGCUGCUCCUAACCAUUGUCACCCCAGAAGUAGAUGAGUAGGUCUCAGAGCUUCCGCCAUCAGUGCCUGGAUCAGUCACCAUUCAGUUGGGGCCUCCUGAGCCUUCUGUGUUUUAGUUUUUUUGGAUAGCUCUCCCUCACAACAUUCAAAACCAACAAAAACCUAAACCUAAAUAAGCGUCUUUAGGGUGUUUUUCUGUGUGACAUCAUCUCGGAACUUGAACCUUUAUUACUUCAAGAUUGCUAUCCUGCUCUGUUCUUCAUUAUCUGUAUUUUCUUCCUCUUUAAAAACCAGAUAUUCAGACAUUUUUAUCUUAAGUUAAUCCAUCAGAACGCUUUGCACACUUUUAUUCUAAGAUUAUAUGUGACCUGAGAUAUAAAGGUACUGAAAUGCUACAGCUUGUGCCGUGUCCCUGCUGGGAACUUAAGAGAGGACUUUCGAAAAUGAGCCCGAAGAAUUCUUACUUCUAAGGGAAUCCCAUCGAACUUUAUAAAAUGAAAUAAGCAAUGCACCUGAGGAUAUUGAAUUCCUUUUUAAAAUCUUAUUUUCACCCAUAAAAAUAGAAUUAAAAUUUAGUGGUAAGCAUAUGCCAGGUACCUGCCCCACUGUAAGCACUUUACCACCUCAUUGGCUCCUUACCUGGCAGGCAUACAGGGGGAGCACUAAGACUCUUGUGGAUCAGCAGUCUAAAUAAUAAAGUCUUACAGACAAAUUGGCCAACUGUUUGCCCUUCCCUGUGGGUCCUAUCUCCAGUGUCUUGUUCACUUCUGAUUUGAGUUUGGGGAUGGUAGGUAAGAUUUGAGUGAAAUUGAAAUCCUCCCUAUUGUUUUUCUUCUUAGGGUGGAAAACAGUGUUUCCCCUCAUGAUCAUUCAAUACUUUUCUAACUGAGGGACGUGCCACAGACAGCACCCUAGUAUCCACCUAGUCAUGCUUGCUAGAGAUGAGGCUUCCUGCAGACGAUUCUACUGGCCAGUGUGUGUGUCUCACACAGCCACUGACAACACUGUCACCUGAGUCUGGAACUCCAAGUCCAUAUGUAUGCACUCCCAAGUCACACAACUUGUGACUUCACUGACCCCUCCCUUGCUCUUGCUUGCACUCAAGAGUUGCUAUCACUGCUUUGAGUCUCUUCUGCAUGAUUGCUCUGUGAGAGAGCUUUAAAAAGGGAAUUACACUUAAAAUACUCAAAUAUCUAUUUUGUAGUUGAUUACUAGAACCUGCAACCCCUUACUCGUUGUACCUAAUAGAGAGUUGCAUGUUGGAAGAAAUGGAAAUGAACUGCUCUGUUUUCCCUUCCUGAACUUUAGAGUGAGGCCUGCGUACAGGGAGGGAAACCUAGGAUCAGGACCCAGCAAACAUUGCGUGGAUUCCCAGUUAGGUACACAUGAGUUCAGACCUCCUUUGGGAUGCUGAUUGGGCCCAUUAGAUCACACACAUACACUGUGGCUGCUCUGUUCCCUGUCUCUGAGCUUCGCUCCAGCCACCUCCCUCUCAGCAUUGCUCUGGCCCAACCCACAGAGCCACUCCCACAUUGAAACCUCUCUGGUGAUGAGAAUUAUGAUUGGAAACCAGAUAGGUCAAGGUAGCCCUUGCUCUGCCCUCUCCUUUCCUUUCAUCUGUGUGGGUGCUUGAAUUUGGUGAGAAGUGUUUAGCAAAUCGGGUGCAUGAGUUUGUAAUACUGUGAAUUCUUGAGUUUUGCAUUGUCUUCACCAUUUUUGUAACUCAAGGAGAAAUGUGUGCCAGUGUUGGGUGUCUUCCAAGCAAUUUGUGGAAAAGGAGGCUUCAUUCAUUAGGAGUGAAAGCUGACUCCAGCACUUGGCUUUUCUCCUGCAUCGGCGAAAAUCAUAGUUCUUGUUUUACCCUAUUGGAUUUGCACUUUACAUUUAUUUUUGCUCUGUUACUUAAACAUAAAGCUACUCUGGCAAUUAAUACCUAACAUGGCUAUGUUGGGGAAGUGGCAAAACUGCACAUAUCACACACAGAGUUGUUCCAUUUGGUAGAAUAAAACCAAUCUCAUGUUCUUGGUUCCUCUAUUGAAUGACGUUACUGGAGCCUUCAGCUGCCUGGGUGUGUCUCCAUAGUAGCAAAGAUGGUUUUAGACUAAGUACUUGGAAUUUUGUGUCAUUUUUAUAUGAGGUCAAUCAACCAUAAUAUGUUCCUCAUUUGAUUGAUUGAAGUAUUCAGAGAAUCAUAAAAUCACAAAACUGGAAGGGAUCUUUGUUUGUUUUUUGGCACUGGGGGUUGAACCAGGGGCACUUUUCCACUGAACGAUACCUCAGCUCUUUAAUUUUUUAUUUUGAGAUAGGGUCUCUCUAAGUUGCUGGGACUGACCUCAAACUUUCCGUCUUCUUGCCUAAGCCUCUGGAGUCCUUGGGAUUACAGGUGUGUGCCUGUAAUCAUACUUGGCUCUAGAAGGGAUCUUGAGAUCUAGAAUGUUCCAAGCAGAAAACACUUCAGUCAUGUCAGGAGAUCUAGAAUGUUCCAAGCAGAAAACACUUCAGUCAUGUCAGGCAAUUAGAUAUUACUGACAUAUAAACCAGAAAAACCAAAAGAAUAUUCAAGGAACAAUUGUUUUUGAGCACUACUUAGGAAUGGCAUGAGUGGGAGAAGCCAUGUCAGUGCCCUGAGACUGGGAACUCUCUGGAACCAGGUUUAUUCCUCUCAGUUGUGUGUUUGACACGGCUUUUGGACCUGGCCCUGUGGUUAUGAGUGGGUGAGUACUAUAUCAGGAGGCAGUUAUUGCAGUUCUUCACCCACAAAAAUUCAUAUCCACACUGUUUUCCCAGACCACCCCAGGGGCAAAAUCGACUUGGAAAUCCAGGGGCCCUGAAAAUACUUACUGCCCUAAUUGUUGAAGGCUGGUCUCAGGUCCCUGGAGUCUGCUGCAUUUUUCCUUCUUGUGGGACAUCACUUUUUCAUCUUCUGAGUCUCAUUUCUUAGAGCAUUAUGUAUUUUUGUUUAACAUCAAACCUUAAAUCUUAAAUUUCAGCUUUUAAAAAGCACCAGAAUAGCUCUAAACUGUAUGUCACUGUUAGUGGACAUAAAUAUUCAUUAAAUGAGAUUUCUUUGGUUUUGCCUUUUCAUGGUUGUUUAAUCGUAUGUCAGUAAGCUUGUUCGGUAGGAUUUUUAUUUUAAAAUGGGAGAAAAUCACUUUAUGAAAAUGUUAUUUUUCUCCUUUAAAAAUAAUGUUAUGUUGAAUUUUACCUGGUGUGAAAGUAGAUAUUUAGCAACUUGAUUAGAAAACACAAAUCCAUUUCCAACAUCGAGUUUUCUAGAUGAUCCUUGAGAUUCUAGUCCAGGUCAUCCCACUUUUGUUGAGUACCCACCAUGCUCCAGGCUUCGAAUUAGGCACUGGGGUCACCAGGUCUCCCAGGCCCCUACCUGGCUGGGCAGGAGCCACAGAGAUGAGUAAAUGGGUCAUUUCAGUACUCUGUGAUUAGUGUAAUGAGAGAGGUGUGUUGGGGGUGCCUCCAACCCAGCAGGUGGGGCAGAAGGAACCUGGCAGAGGAAAGGACUUCAGAGCUGAGUGUCACAUGAUAAAGAGUGAGCCAAGUAGGGAGAGAAAGGAAACCUAGGCAGCUGAAACAGCCAAAAGUCCUCAUCUUCACCUGGUGUGUCCAAGGACACAAAGGGCUUGGCUUUACCAGAGAACCAGAGGUGGCUCAGCUGCAGGCCUGGAGCCUGCGCCUGGGCCACUCUUAGAUGCCGAUGCUUCAGAGCCUCGAGGGAGGGCAAACAGUGUCCAUGAUGGCUUUGAUCAGAUGCUCACCCUGUAGCCAGUGCUAGUAUCAAUUUCUUUUUCUUUGGAAAUUCCAGAAGUGGUAUCUGAAAAUGACCUGGGGUAGCUGAUUUUGGGGCCUUUCUGGAUGUACUGGCUUCCACUGGAGACUGCGGUGGAACAGAGGCCAUCACAUGUGCAGCCCUUUGCCUGGAAGAAUCCAGACUCAUCCAUAGGUGGGCUACACUCAGCUGCUCUGCUCUACAAAAGAAGGUCUGGACCUGCUCUAGGAUGACACAGUGCUAAGUGUCACAGGGCACAAACAGGCAGCUGCAACCCUCCCUGUCCUCAGCCUCAGGCCACUCUCGAAAGUCACAGAUCAUUUCAGUACAAUGUGGUAAAAGCGGAAGGGCCUCCUCAAGGGUCACCUGCCAAGUAGAAUAGAAAGAUCGUUCUCAAUUCAGAGUGGAAGGGACUCAGCAGCCACCAUCAGGAGGACCCUGCUCUGCCAACACAAGAGCACCAUGGCAGGGCUUGGCAGAGCUAUUUCUUGCUGUUACAUUAUUUGCCCUUUUUUAAGACCCAAGUAUCAAAUGUCCAUAACUGAUUUCUAGAACAUCUAUGUUUGCAUUUAAACUUUAGCUCAGCUUUACCACCAGGAAUUACAUACCAACACUCAGUGGGGUUUUAGUUGACAAUUCUACCUUUUAACAUGAGCCUUUCCACCAAGAAGCCUCUUCAGGUCUAACCUGGCAGCAGUGUCUAAAAAGCAAAUCUGCCCAAAAUUGGAGUAAACUCCCUCCCUUUUAUAUUUUCUGAGCCAGGGGAGUUUUUAACAGUAGAUAGCCCUUGUCAGAGAUGUUAAAAAGGAGAUUAAAGUUUUGAGUUAAAGAUGGAUUUGAUAGUCCUGCUUAAGGUCCCUUCUAAUCUUGUGAUUUCACGAUUCUAUGAAUGGUCUUUAUUACUGGACUAACCUAAACCAUUACUAGUCAGAUGACUGACUUCACUCAGACAAAUGAGGGCAUAUCACCAAGUUUGUUUUUGUUUCUGUCACAUCAAAUGCAUUACUUUCUGGAUUUUUCCAUCUAGAGCCUAGUAGGUUUGGUUUUAGAAGAAGAUGGUGAAGGUAGAAAUUAAUCAUGGUACCAUCUCAUUAAAAAUAAAUACCUCAAAAUGUUGACCUUUAGUGAGUCAAGAGUAUCUGACUUCCUCUGGAGAGGAAGUGUCUAGGAAUUUCUGGUUGUUUGAAAGGUUAGAUUUGGAGAUUGUUCUUGAUAUGUAUAAUUCUUUUUUUAAUUUUUUAAUUCCCUUGGUUCUCUAGGAUGCAUGAGAGGGUGAGAUAUAACUCAAAAAAGGGAACUCUGGUUUGCAAAAAAAAAGCAUUUCUCAUAUAUGUAUAUUUUUUAAUCACUUAAAUGAAUGACAGCCUUCUGUCGGUAGCAUACACCAAUAUGAAGAAUGGACCAAAACACUCGUGUCAUUGUUAACCAUUGUUCUCAAAUAUUCAUGACUUAUAUACCAUUUGCCUUGCUUUUUGAAUGACUUUGUUUUUCAAGGUACUGUCAAAUUGCAAAAGAAAACUUUUAUGUGGAAAGUAUAAAACUGUUCCAACUGGACGACAGGGAAGGUGCUGGCCAACCCCACAUCAGUGCCUGCCCACACUGUGUUCAUAACCAGGGUCGCUCUUCCAUGCUGCAUGGCCAUCAGGCUGUGGCCCACAUCUGGACCUGCCUGCAGCAGGCAGGUUACUUUAUGGUUUCUUUUUCCUUUUUCUGGAAUGAGGAGAUUUUCCGAGGGGUCAGGCUGAGAAUGUCGUAAGCCUGAAGCUGAACCAGAUCUCUACAGAGUGGUUCCGGCCAACCCCCCGUGCUCUAUGCCACUGAUCCCCCAGCCAGUCUUGACAUUGACCUCCUAAUGAGGUGGUAUGAGCAAGAAGGUCCUGUGAUGUUGAAAUGCCUAUACCCAGUCCUCCGUUCGUUGCUGCUGAGCAGUGUGUGAUUUCACUCUGCUCAUUUCCCACUGUGCCGCCCUCUAACCUCUAAUGUACAUGUAGCCAUUACCAAUGUAAGACUCUCAUGCAGAGUUGCCUCCAUGGUUUAAAAUAAAUGUCUGUGAAUACCU
Molecule: messenger RNA, 7967 nt
Organism: Sciurus carolinensis (gray squirrel)
Lineage: Eukaryota; Metazoa; Chordata; Mammalia; Rodentia; Sciuridae
Gene: Wdfy2
Product: WD repeat and FYVE domain containing 2
Exons: 12
Coding region: 220-1422 (400 amino acids)
Molecular function (GO): protein binding; metal ion binding
Source: RefSeq, a predicted model, not a curated record